AUGGAAAAUGUAUUCAACAUCACCAAAAAUCUUGUCCUCCUGGGACUUGUGGAGAUGGAAGCACUAAAAUAUUGGUAUGGUUUUCUGUCUAUUGUCCUAUAUUCAUUCAUUGUACUCUUAAGUAUUAUUAUAGUUUUCGUUGUCUGCAAAGAACCAAAGUUACACGAACCCAUGUACAUCCUCAUAAGUAAUCUGGUCCUCAAUGGAAUUUUUGGCAGCUCGUCCUUUUUCCCGAAGCUGAUACUCGACCUCAUGACCUCGUCCACGACCAUCACUCAUGGUAACUGUGCCGCUCAAGCUCUGUGUGUUACGUUAUUUGCUAUCUAUGAAAUGAGCACCUUCACCAUAAUGGCGUAUGACCGAUAUUUGGCCGUUUGUCACCCGCUGCACUAUGGCAUGUUGGUAACCAAUGAGAGGAUUAUAAAUCUCAUUGUUGGGUCCUUAGUAUUGGCCUUUGUACUUGUGCUCACAGCCGUGCUCCUCACAUGGAGACUUCCCCUUUGUGGGAAUAGUAUAAACAAUAUCUUUUGUGACAAUAUGUCCAUGGUCAUUCUCUCCUGUGUGGACUCCUCCAUCAGUCAACUCUUCUCCGCUUCUGUGGUCCUUUUCUACUUGUGUGUCACCAUCUUGGUCACCGUUUUCUCCUACCUGAAGAUAUUUGUCGUCUGCUUGAAAAUCUCUGGAGAAUCGCGCCAGAAAGCCGUCCACACCCUGGUCACCCAUCUACUCAACUUCUCUGUCUUUUUACUUGGGUUCCUAUUUAUCUUUAUCAGGUACAGAUUAGGCAGCAUCAAGCUCCCCAUUAUUAGCCACGUUCUUCUCUCUGUCACUACACUCAUCGUUCCACCAUUGUUUAACCCCUUGAUCUAUGGUGUCCGGACACAUGACCUGAACGUUAGGGUCACUUACUAUUUACAGACAAUUCAUGCUUUUCCACAAUUUACUAAAAUACAUAGGCCUUCUGCACAUGUAUCUGUUAUUAAUAACACUUAUCAGAGACAAUAA
Molecule: messenger RNA, 1005 nt
Organism: Hyla sarda
Lineage: Eukaryota; Metazoa; Chordata; Amphibia; Anura; Hylidae
Product: olfactory receptor 52E8-like
Exons: 1
Coding region: 1-1005 (334 amino acids)
Biological process (GO): G protein-coupled receptor signaling pathway
Cellular component (GO): membrane
Molecular function (GO): olfactory receptor activity
Source: RefSeq, a predicted model, not a curated record